AUGGGUGAUACUAUCAGGAAUCGGACGCUCCCACUCGAUGAGUCGACGGCGUCGCCGCCGCCGCCGCCGGCCUGCGUUUACUACGCAGGGUGCCCGGGCUGCGCCAUGGAGCGGAAGAAGGGGAACAACACGGGGAUCCCAUACAAGGAGUUGUUCUUUGUUGGCAUCACCACCCUUUCCUCCGCCUUACCAGUAUCAUCUCUGUUUCCCUUCUUAUAUUUUAUGAUAGAAGAUAUGCGUGUGGCAGAAAACAAAACAGACAUUGGAUUGUACGCUGGUCUUCUUGGUGCAUCAUACAUGGCUGGUAGAUGUUUUGCCUCAAUAUUUUGGGGUGUGGUGGCAGAUCGUAUUGGAAGAAAACCUAUCAUUGCGUUCUCCCUCUUCACAGUGGUAAUAUUUAAUACUUUAUUUGGACUGAGUACAAAGUAUUGGAUGGCGAUUACCACAAGAAUGCUUCUUGGUUCACUUAAUGGCAUGCUUGCCCCAAUAAAGGCUUAUUCAGCUGAAGUUUGUCGGCCUGAACAUCAUGCUCUAGGAUUAUCCAUUGUAAGCACUGGUUGGGGCAUAGGUCUUGUUAUCGGUCCAUCUAUUGGAGGAUUUUUGGCACAGCCUGCAAAGCAAUAUCCAAAUCUAUUUUCAGAUAAGUCAAUUUUUGGGAGGUUUCCUUAUUUCCUGCCAUGCCUUUGUAUUUCACUGGUUGCGUUGGUUGUUUUAAUAAGCUGCAUAUGGCUACCGGAGACUCUUCAUAUGCAUAAAAACUUGCGAAGAGAAGUAGAAAUGGUUGAUGACUCAAGUUCGAUUCCCAGUGGAGAAGCAUAUACGAAUUCAGAGAAGAGCCUAUAUCGGAACUGUCCAUUGAUGUCCUCUAUAAUUGCCUAUUGUGUUUUCACCCUUCAUGACACGGCAUACAGCGAGAUACUUGCCUUGUGGGCUGUAAGUGACAAAAGCUACGGUGGACUAAGCUUGGCAUCUAAAGAUGUCGGUCAAAUUCUUGCGGUUUCAGGUGCUGGUCUUCUUGCGUACCAACUGCUGGUUUACAGACAUGUUCAUAAAUAUCUCGGAUCCAUCGUAUCAUCCCGCAUUGCAGCUGCUCUGUCCAUACCUCUUCUUGCUGCUUACCCGUUCAUGUCACAACUAUCAGGGACUAGAUUUGGGUUAGCUAUUUAUUUUGCCACAAUUUUAAAGGGUACUUUGGCGACGACUAUCUUAACAGGCACUUGCAUUCUGCAAAACAAUGCUGUGCCACAAAAUCAAAGAGGUGCUGCAAACGGCGUAUCUACAACUGCAAUGUCCCUGUUCAAGGCUAUCGCUCCAGCAGGAGCAGGUGCUCUGUUCUCAUGGGGGCAAAAGCGCCAAAAUGGUUCCCUCAUUCCUGGAAAUUAUGGACUUAUGGUACCCAGCAAUCAACUCAUACUUGAUGGCUGUAUACCACUUGACCUAAUAUAA
Molecule: messenger RNA, 1446 nt
Organism: Triticum aestivum (bread wheat)
Lineage: Eukaryota; Viridiplantae; Streptophyta; Magnoliopsida; Poales; Poaceae
Product: probable peptide/nitrate transporter At3g43790
Exons: 17
Coding region: 1-1446 (481 amino acids)
Biological process (GO): transmembrane transport
Molecular function (GO): transmembrane transporter activity
Source: RefSeq, a predicted model, not a curated record